CCAUUAGAAUCAGACAGCUGAUUGCCCAGCAGGAUGCCGUCAACUAUCCCAACAGAGGGCCUGAAGGACCCUGAAACUGCAGAGCUCUUCUCCAAAGAAGAUCCAGAGAAGCUCUUCACAGAUCUCAGAGAAGUUGGCCAUGGGAGCUUUGGAGCAGUGUACUCUGCACGAGAUGUGCGCACCAAUGAAGUGGUGGCUAUCAAGAAAUUAUCUUAUACUGGAAUGCAGUCUACGAAGAAAUGGCAGGACAUUAUUAAGGAAGUCAGGUUUCUACAAAUAUUAAAACAUCCCAACAUUAUAGAAUACAAAGGCUGCUAUUUAAGUGAGCACACAGCAUGGCUUGUAAUGGAAUAUUGUAUAAGAUCUGUUUCAGAUUUCCUGAAAGUUCACAAAAAGCCAUUACAAGAAAUGGAAAUAGCAGCAAUUACACAUGGUGCUCUCCAGGGCUUAGCCUACUUACAUUCUCAUGCCAUGAUCCAUAGAGAUAUCAAAGCAGCAAAUAUCCUUCUGACAGAACAAGGCCAGGUGAAACUUGCUGACUUUGGAUUGGCUUCCAUGGCCUCUCGUGCCAGUUCUUUUGUGGGAACGCCGAAUUGGAUGGCCCCAGAAGUAAUUUUAGCCAAGGAUGAAGAACAACAAUAUGGUACCGAAGUAGAUAUUUGGUCUCUUGGAAUAACAUGUAUUGAACUAGCGGAAAUGAAGCCUCCUUUACAGAGUAAUAGUUCAGUAAGUGUCUUCAGUCGCAUAAUCAGAAGUGAAUCCCCUACACUACAGUCUACUGAAUGGUCUUAUCAUUUUCGACACUUUGUAGAUUCUUGCCUCCAGAAAAUCCCUCAAGAUCGUCCUACAUCACAGAAACUUUUAAAGCACAUGUUUGUUCGUCGGGAGCGCCCUGAAACAGUGUUAAUCGAUCUUAUUCAGAGGACAAAGGUGCUUUCCCAGGAGGCGCAUAAUGGACCAGCAGUAGAGUCACAGGAAGAAGAGGAACUAGAUUACUGUGUUGGAUGGAAAGGGACAGUGAAUAGUGUUGAAAGUCAUCAGGCUGUUCCCAGUAUGUCCAGCGGGGCCAGUAGUCAAAGCACUAGUGUCAGCAGUUUUCCAGAUGCCUCAGAUGAUGAGAGAGAGCUAGACAUGAUGGAGGGAAACCACCCAGUCACGCCUAGUAGUUCUGUCAUCGAUUUAAAACCUGUGAGUAUUUGGAUUUCAGUGAAAAAAAUUUCAAAUUUGGUAACUAAUUUUCUUAGUCUGGUUAGUCUAAGAGUUUGGGUUUUUUUUUCCUUUGAUGUUUCAGAAGUUUGGAACAUAAUUUUAGGCAACUUAGUUACAAGGCAAAUACAAGGACAGGAGCCUAGAGAACAAAUGUUUUGUUACAUCGAAAUGAGGCGGCAACAUCGAAGAAAGCUGGUGACUCUGGAAAACAAGCUAAAGGCUGAGAUGGAUGAACAUCGUUUCAGAUUAGAAAAAGAUUUUGAAACUCAGUGUAACAACUUUGCGGCAGAAAUGGCGAAACUUAUCAAGAAACAUCAGGCUGCUCUGGAAAAAGAGGCUGAAGUGAUGCCCAAAGAGGAGGAAAAAUUUAAGCAACAUCUACAGGCCCAGCAGAAGAAAGAACUGAACAGCUUUCUGAAGUCCCAGAAGAGAGAAUAUAAACUUCAGAAGGAACAGCUUAAGAAGGCGCUGAAUGAAAGCCGGAGCGCCCCAAGGAAAGAAAAACAGGAAUGGCUGUCAAAGCAGAUAGAGAACAUCCAGCAUCUCCGAGCCGCGGAAAAGACUGAUCUUCUUCAACAUCAGAGACAGUGCCUAGGGCUGCAAUGCCGUCGCUUCCAAAGAAAGAUAUUCCUUGGGCGCUGUAACUUGGAGCAGGACCUCGUCAUGGAGAGGUACCUGUCACCUUAUGAUCUGAGUUUUUGUUUCCUCUUCUUUUCUAUUCUAGCCUUUUCAUGUAAGCAUAAGCUAUACCAAAUGCCAUAUGUUAAAAAUUAUAUGUCUUGUUUCUUUUCUUUACAGUCUAAAAAACUCCAAAUCAAAAAGCAGUUCCAGGACACCUGUAAAAUCCAAACCAGACAGUACAAAGCUUUAAGAAAACUCUUACGGGAAUCUACACCAAAGAGUGAGCGCAAAGCUGUUCUGAAACGGCUUAAGGAGGAGCAGACCCGGAAGUUAGCCAUCUUAGCUGAGCAGUGUGACCACAGCAUUCGUGAAAUGCUCUCCACUCAAGCCCUGCAUUUGGAUGAAGCACAGGAGGCAGAGUGCCAGGUUUUGAAAAUGCAGCUGCAGCAGAAACUGGAGCUGCUGAAUGCAUAUCACAGCAAAAUCAAGCUGCAGGCUGAGGCACAAGAUGAUCGAGAGCUUCGGGAGCUUGAACAGAGGGUCUCCUACCGCAGGGCACUCAUACAACAACAGAUAGAAGAAGAGGUACUGACGUUUCAGAAUGAAUCUACGGAACGAAUACAAAGCCUGCUGGAGCGUCGAGCAACACAAUUGAACGCUUUCAAGUCUGAAAGCGAAAGACUAGGUUUUAGUAACCUUGCCCCUGACGCAUUCAGCCACAGCUCCUCCAGAGCUUCUGAUUUGCCUCACAGUCCAACUGGGGGUCCAGGACCUCACUCGGGGCAUCCCAUAGGUGGCCCACCACAAGCCUGCGGCCAUCCAAUGCAAGGUGGGCCUAGUCAUGGAGGUCACCAUUCCACGCCAAUGCCUUGGGUACCCCGAGGUAGCAGUAUGGGAGUUGGCAAUGGCCCUCAGGCUCUGAGGCGGACAGCUGCCGGGGGAUGGACCGAACAGGGCAUGAGCAGAAGCACGAGCGUCACUUCACAAACAUCCAGUGGGUCACACAUGUCUUACACGUAACUUAAUAACUGAGAAUGGCAAUUCCGCUGAGCUGGCCGCCACUACAGACAUCACCCCAGCAGCCUCCUCACUUGGCUAAUACCGUGUGGAAGCUGAGUGCAUGUGGUAUAUUUUACUCAUUUUUGUAAAGCGUUUUGUUUUGUGUUUACUAAUUGGGAUGUCAUAGUAUUUAGCUGUUGGGUUUUGUGUUUUUUGUUUUUAACUUUUGGGGAAAUUUUAUGAAAAGGGGAAUUGGUGUGUAUGUGUAUUUAUCAAAUAUGCAGACACACACACACACACACAUAAUGCACGUAGGAAAAAGAAACUGGUUAGAUAGGGUAUUUUCUGAAAACUGCAAAAACAGAAUUCAGCAGUGGCCUGAGUCAUCAUCACCUUUGGGCAACUCUAUCCUAAGAAAUUUGUGAAAAGAUCUAAAGCCUUUCUCCGUAUACCCCACCCAGAUUCUUAUGAGCCACUCACAGCAGGGAGCAUGUGCCAGAACAAGUUAUUAUGGAAACACCUGUAUCCCCUCACCAAUGUAUUUUGUUUAUUAAAUAAAUGUAUUUUGUCUGACUUUUGUUUAUUAAAUUGGCCUCAUUUGAAGUAGGAAAAAAAGUAGAAAUCCAUGAACACUAAAGGGUUGCAUUGACUUUUUCAGAGAGAAGAC
Messenger RNA from Manis pentadactyla (Chinese pangolin), 3496 nucleotides. Its product is annotated as serine/threonine-protein kinase TAO1-like. The record is from RefSeq and is a predicted model, not a curated record. Gene Ontology annotation, biological process: execution phase of apoptosis; protein phosphorylation. Lineage: Eukaryota; Metazoa; Chordata; Mammalia; Pholidota; Manidae. Gene Ontology annotation, molecular function: protein kinase activity; ATP binding.